This is a messenger RNA of Anthostomella pinea, 1968 nucleotides long. NCBI's taxonomy places the organism in Eukaryota, Fungi, Ascomycota, Sordariomycetes, Xylariales, Xylariaceae. The record is from the annotation of a GenBank genome assembly.
AUGUAUUCCACCCAGCCUAACGGCGCAGAGGGUGCGACCAUCAAUCCCGCGACAAUCAACCCUGCUGCUCUGAACUCUGAACUAUUGAAUUCGAACUCCCGCGGCCUGAAGCGCAGUCGUUCGCCAGAAUCUUACCAGGACGCGCAGUCAACUGGAACCCCCGGAGACGAUGGUGAUUCGAGACAGGCCAAGAAGCGCGGCCGGCCGAUGAAGCCAACACGAACGUCUGGCAGCUUUUCCGAACACUCUCAUCAGCAGACCCCAAUACCUCCUCCCCAAAUGUCGCAAUCCAUACCGCCGCACACCCCGCAGUCGCAGAAUGCCUCACUACCUGGGCAGCCUGGGAACUAUACCCCGGCCCAGGCGUCGCCUCCUCCGCCCAAGUCCACGCCAACGAAGACCACAUUGAAAGCCCUCCCGACCGUCCGCGAUCAUACGACCGACCAGCUCGGCCCCGGCGGAGACGAGUACCUGCCGCGCGAAUCUGACGAGGCUGGUGAGAAGAAGGUUAUGCCGAAUGGCCAACUGCUUGGUGGGCGCGAAUAUCGAUGUCGGGUCUUCCUCGUCCCACACCGCGGCGACAAAUUAUUCAUGCUUGCUACGGAAUGCGCAAGAGUGCUGGGAUAUAGGGACUCAUACCUGUUGUUUAACAAGAACAGGUCGCUUUUCAAGAUCAUCGCCAAUCAGACGGAGAAGGAUGACCUCGUCCAGCAGGAGAUCUUGCCAUUCUCGUACCGGUCUCGGCAAAUUGCCAUCGUCACGGCGCGGUCGAUGUUCCGUCAAUUCGGUAGCAGGGUUAUCGUCAACGGGCGCAGAGUGCGAGACGACUAUUGGGAGGGCAAGGCAAGAAAACAAGGAUUCACCGAGGCUGACUUGGCCGGCGAGAAGAGACCAGGCGCGGCCAAAGCCAGAGAAGCAGCCGAGGCCAGCAACAACGUGGCACCACUUCCAGGAGGUCCUCAUGGCGAAAUAGUCUAUGCCAAUACCUCGCAGUUUGGCAAUGGUCCGCAGCCCCCACUCGUUCAACCAGGUAUGAUGGGACCGCCAGGAAGCUCGACCAGAAUGCCCAUGAUAACAGUAGGACCAGAUCUAAAUGACACGAGGACGCGCGACUACAGCAACUUCAUCAAGGGAGGCCCUCGCCAGGAGAUCACCGGCCAGGCUUACCAGGACAGAACACAGUCUAGUCCCAUCAACGAAAUCCACCAGCAAGCACACCAUGCCGCCGAGUUCAACCGCACCGUCAACGCGCAGCGCGAUAUCAGGAAUGACUACAUGCAAGGCAUAUGGCGUAGGCCUCACGAGCAGCCGGUCUCUACUCAGGCCGUCGGCCCCGAAACUACAUUACCUACGACGAGACCAGGUCAGUCACCUCACACUGCCUCCGCAGUUAUGCAGCCCUCUGGUAUGGUCCCGAACCAAAGCCCGCAAAUGAUGAUGACUGCUGCGCCGUACUCGCAGCCAAUCCACUCUCAGCAGUCGAUGAGCCAGGCGCCCAUGCGAGGCAUGCCCCAGCCAUCUGCGCAGAAGCCAUCCAGGCCAGCAAACAUCCAGCCUGGCAACAGCAGCAUGCCACAGGGCAAUCCGACGUACAACUAUGGCUCUACCAACCAAAUGUGGGGUCCCCCUCAGACACCGCAGACGCCUCAACAUUACCAGGGAUAUACUGCCCAGGCUCAGGCGUCACCUCACCCGCAGCAGCAGCAGCAGCAGCAGCAGCAGUCACCCGUGCCUCAGCUUCGGCAUCCGGGCGGGACGCCCCAGAUGCAGCCCGGUACUAUGCAGUAUCCCGGUAUGGCGAGUAUGGCCCAGGGCUACCCCAACCCGGGCCAAGGGAUGUAUCAUCCAGAACAAACCCCGAGGCAGUUCAUGCCUUCGAAUCCAGGUGCUCUGCCGGCCGUGUCGUCGGCGUGGAGCAACCCCCAGACUUCUGCUGGUGGCAACUGGUGGGCAAAUCAACCUCAAUGA